Messenger RNA from Brassica napus (rape), 2827 nucleotides. RefSeq names its product kinesin-like protein KIN-6. NCBI's taxonomy places the organism in Eukaryota, Viridiplantae, Streptophyta, Magnoliopsida, Brassicales, Brassicaceae. Gene Ontology annotation, molecular function: microtubule motor activity; ATP hydrolysis activity; ATP binding. Gene Ontology annotation, biological process: microtubule-based movement. Bases 71 to 2644 code for a protein of 857 amino acids. The transcript is spliced from 18 exons. The record is from RefSeq and is a predicted model, not a curated record. Gene Ontology annotation, cellular component: kinesin complex; microtubule.
AAAUUGAAAUUGAAAAAAAGGCAAGGCUCCUUUUUUUUCCGCCACAGUAGUAGAGAGAGAGAGAGAGACGAUGGAGGAGUUCAGUCCAAUGCCGUGUCCCUCCACCGUAACAGUCCGCCGUAACCCUCCGAGAAAAGCCAGAGCCACUCCGUACACCACCGCAGCUAAACCACCUCCCUCCUCGAACGCUCACGACGUCCCUUCGUUCCCGAUCGACGAGAUUCUCUCCAUCCAGAUCCCUCUUCCCGAACCCCCAAAACCCUCGGCUUCGGAGAGCUUGAAGAUCUUCCUGAGAAUCAAGCCCUUGAGGGUGUUCAGCAAGGUAACCGCCGUGGCGAAGAGCAGACCUAGAAACGUCUGGCCGCAAAACCCUUCGAAGAAGCAAAACGUUGCGAAAGAGAGUAGGAGUAAGAAGAGCGAGGAGGCUUGUAUCGCUCUCAACGAUUCUUACUCUGUCACGCUGACUCCGCCUCAGGUGUUGCAAGAGCUGAAACGAAGCAAGACUGAGGUCUUUGAAGGGUUUUCUCACGUUUUCCCUGCCGACUGUUCGCAGAGCGAUGUGUAUGGUAAGAUGGUUCAGCCUUUGUUGGAGGAUUUCUUGAAUGGGAAGAGUGGAAUGUUGGCUGCGUUGGGUCCUAGCGGCUCUGGGAAGACUCACACUGUCUUUGGAACUCCCAAGGAUCCUGGUGUUGUUCCUCUUACGCUCCGUCAGAUUUUCAAGAAGAGAGAUGAGACUUCUUCUCCUGUGUCUUUGAGGGCAUUUUACUUGUCGAUAUUUGAGAUAUGCUCCGAGCGAGGGAAAGGGGAGAAAGCUUAUGAUUUACUUGGAGAUGGAAGCUCUGAGUUGUCUGUGCAGCAAUCAACCAUCAGGGGUUUGAAAGAGGUGCCGAUCCGGAAUUUGGAGGAAGCAGAGUCCUUAAUUGGACAAGCGAUGCUGAAACGUGCUACAGCUACAACAAAUUCAAAUAGCCAGUCAAGUCGCUCACAGUGCAUCAUUAACAUAAGAGCAGCAUCCGAUGGCGUUUCUAACGAGACAAAAGUGCAGUCUACUGAUGCCAUGCUGACUAUAGUUGACUUGGCUGGAGCAGAAAGGGAGAAAAGAACUGGCAAUCAGGGAGAAAGGUUGGUUGAGAGUAAUUUCAUCAACAACACAUCCAUGGUUUUCGGUCAAUGUUUGCGGUCACUUUUGGAGUACCAGAAAAACCGAAAGAAAGGAUUUCAGAAACAUCAUCAAAAUUCUCUGUUAACAAGGUACUUGCGAGAUUAUCUAGAAGGAAAAAAGAGGAUGGCUUUGAUUAUAACAGUCAAAGCAGGAGAAGAAGAUUAUCUUGACACCUCCUAUCUCUUAAAACAAGCAUCGCCGUACAUGAAAAUCAAAUUUGAUAACAUUGAGGAGGUUUGCAACAAGAGGCAGCUCAAGACAUUUCCAAGAGUUGAGAAAAACAAGAAAAUGAAACUCAGUGCUCCCAAGACUUCCCAAAUUGCAGAGACUGUUUCUGGAGAGAAAAACCAAAUUACUCAGGAAGUGAAUUUGGAGGGAAAGAAAGCUCAUCAAACGUACAAAUCAUCUCCAAAACUGGAGGAUAACAACGAGAGAGAGCACAUCAUCAUGCGGAAUUUUGCUAAAGUCGUGUGGAAUGUCCUGAAGCAGUACAACGAGAAAUUAAAAGUUGCAGAAGGUGACAUUUGCAGUCUCAAGGAAAGGCUUAAAAACGAACAACUCAAAUCACGGGAAUUAGAGGCUGAGUUGAUCAAUCUUAAGUCAAACCUGGCAGAACCAUGUCUACCUGAGGUAGAAGCACUUGUCCAUCAGGUCGAGGUUGACACAAGUUUGGCUAAUGAGAAUACGAAUGUCGGUGAUGAUGAUCCUUGCGACCUUAUCGAGUCAAGAAGUGAAGCAACCGCAGAAGAACGCAAUGAGUCUUCACUACCAAACAAAAGUGUAGUACCUGGCUUAGGAAACGAAGAAAUCUCCUGGGACGAGGAAAAAUGUGCCAAGCAAGAUGAUCCUUGCAACCUUGUCGAUUCAACAAGUGAAGUCACUGCAGAAGGAUGCAAUGAGUCUCCUGUACGAAACAAAAAUUUGGUACCAGACUUAGCAAACGGGCAAGAAUGUGACGAUCAAAUUGAUCCAACACCUUCACCAGAACAAGUUGAAGUUCGUCUCAUCAACAACCGGCUGUCCAACAUUCAAACAAAGUCUGCAGUAUCCCGAAGAUUUCCAGAUUCAGAGAAACAAGAAAGACACAGAAGACUGUUGCCAGCCUCAUCCAGAUUGCUAGCUGAGGAAAUGAAUGACUUGGAGAUCAAAGAUAAGCAGAUUGAGAAACCACAGGUUAAAUUAGCCGAGACUCGUGAUCAAGAGAAAUCAGAAUCAACUCAGGGUCGUGAAAUUGAAAUCCCUGCCCGAGAAGCAGAACCUGCAUCAACUAAAAAACAGAGGAACGAACAGAAGAAACCCAGAAGGAGGCUUCAACCAGCUUCAUCAGUGUUGUUAACGAGAGAAAUAAACACGUUAGAGAUCGAGGAUGAUGUGGCCGAGCCAAAGGGGACCAGAGGCGGAAAGAAGACAAUAGUAACACAACCGAGAAGCCAAGGGAGUGUCACCCUCCUCCGUCUCCUUACAAGCAAUCUCCAUCUCUGACAAGAAAAACUCGUAUCAAAGUAAUAUUGUCGUACCUUUUAUUGUAUGAAGGUAAGGUAGUAUAAAGAAAAAAACUUUCUGAAAUAGGUAGCAAAACUACAACAUGUAUUAUAAAUGGUCUAAGCUUUUUUAGACGCAAGAUGGAAUAGUUUAACACCAAAAAAAACGUCUAGCUUUUUAAAA